This is a messenger RNA of Ostrea edulis (European flat oyster), 1895 nucleotides long. RefSeq names its product dynein axonemal assembly factor 3-like. The transcript is spliced from 16 exons. Gene Ontology annotation, biological process: axonemal dynein complex assembly; motile cilium assembly. The record is from RefSeq and is a predicted model, not a curated record. Bases 136 to 1584 code for a protein of 482 amino acids. NCBI's taxonomy places the organism in Eukaryota, Metazoa, Mollusca, Bivalvia, Ostreida, Ostreidae.
AAUACACAAUAUUUCUGCGGAACUGCUUUGUUUACACAUGUCUGCUGGAACUAAAACUCGUUGCAUACCUGCGAGCAAAUUUUAAACAAGCUAAGUACUUUGUGAAUAAAUUUGCUUUCACUGUCAUAUAGAAACAUGACAGACGGUUUUGGAACGAUAACUUGGUGGGGUUUUAGUCCUGCACUGGAUCUUCAAGAGAAAGAUUUGGUUGUCUCAUUAAAUGAGAUGGAAAUCAAUGAAAAAGAAAAUGAUGAGCUAAAAAUCUUGCUUGUUGGGUCGGGAGAUCUAAGACAUGUUUUGACAAGCAUAGCAAGAUCAUAUCGCUACCAGCGCAGAAAACUCCAUUUUUAUAUUCUGGAGAAUGCUUUGGAACUGUAUGCAAGAGACAUGCUGUUUUUGGCUCUAAGUCUGGAGACACCAAAACGAAUGGGACUACAGGAGAAGACAGAAUUGUUCUUGGAACUCUUUGGAAAUCUGUUAGUCCGAAAACAGUCAUGUGAAUAUGUGGAAAAGAUGGCAAAUGAAUUCAUUAAGAUGGUGACAGAUGAAGACUAUCUUGCUAAAAAACUACCAAUGUUAGACCUUUCUCAGCUAAAGUUUAAAGAAAGAGAUUUUCUGGAAGGAAUUUUCAAAUUCUGGAGAAACCCAUCACUAGAAAUAUUUGAUGCAGAAAAACACUGGGACAUGAGGCAGAGACAAUACCUAGGACCACGCUAUGACUGUAGAUUAAAUGCUUACGAUUGGGAUUACCACAUGAAGCUUGUCAACAAAGAGGCUGAAAUCAUACACAAACAUGAGUACAAAAGUUGGAGGAAUUCUGGGAUUGCUUUUGAACCAAGGGAGGCAACUUAUGACAUCCCUAACAAAACACUGGCAUCAGGGGUCAUCGUCAAUCAGGGUGGAGAGAAAGUGUUGCGGAGGGGAUACUGGGGAGACAUUUUGGUCAGUCCAUACCUUGCGUUUGGAAUUCAGUCCGAGGAAAAGUCGUUCUUUAAGAAAUCCAACAAUAUGUACACAAAGCUGUCCUUACACGUAGCAGAAUACAACAUUCUCUCACUGUUCCAUGAAAUCGCUCACAAAGAGAAGUACAGUCCAGCAAAAACGGAGGAAAAAUCUAAGACUGAAACAGAGAGUCCAGGGGGAGCCACAGUCACAGAAAUAACAGAAGAGGAAGAAAUUUCUGAGCAGACUGCGAGUCAAGAAAAUGAAGAACCUCCCAGUAACCCCCUGGAGCAACCAUAUGAGUGUUUACCUCUAGAGGAUGUGAGGAUUACAUUCCUCCCCCUGAGCUCCCUCCCAGACCUCCCCAAAAAGACAAAGUACAAGAACUGCUUCCAUACCGUGUACUUUGCUAACAGUUUGGUUCACCUUUUGACCCCUGAUGUGGCAACAAUCUUCAGAGACUCUGCCAAUGUCAUCUUAGAAACAGCAAGGUAUAUGCUGGAAUUGAAGGAUGACCAGGAGGUUGAAUUUGCCAACAAAAUUGUAGGGUUGGCUAAAGCUGCUGGCUGUCAGGAUCCAGGUAAAUUUGAUGCUAAAUCAUCCAAUUUCAUCGCCUUCAAGUAUCAACGUCCCUCCUCCUGAUAAUGGCUGACAUCUGGUCAUCCUCAUCAUCUUCAAUAAAUCUUCAUUGGAUUAUUUAUACAUGUAUAGGAAGCGAAGGAAAAUUUUUAUUUUAUGUUUUGGACAAAUCUCUGACACUUGACAUUUUCUCCAAAUGAACAAAGUGUUUUUUAAACAAUCAGUUAUUUUGAUUUCUUAUUAUUUGGACAAUGAUCAAAAUGCUUUUUGUUUCCUCAAAACGAAUAACGUAGAACAAUAUUCAUGAAUGUUUGAAACAAUUAUCCUGUGUUUGCAAUAAUAAAUAUGUUUUACAAUAAAUAUAUUUUACAGUA